This is a messenger RNA of Salpingoeca rosetta, 1673 nucleotides long. RefSeq lists its product as uncharacterized. The transcript has a single exon. The coding region runs from base 358 to 1467 and encodes 369 amino acids. The record is from RefSeq and is a predicted model, not a curated record. Lineage: Eukaryota; Choanoflagellata; Craspedida; Salpingoecidae.
CACUUCCAAAACUUCGCUUGCGUAUAUUUUGCCCAUUUGCCCCAUGUGUCCCAUGUGUCCCAUGUGUCCCACCGGCAUGCUGAUGAAACCCACAUCACAGAAGUAACUUUUCCGUCGACACAAACAUAUGUUGCGUUUGUGGGAGCCACGAGGAACAAACAUGACUGGGUGAAGGCUAAGGAGCAGGAGCUUGCUUCGUGGCUUGUCUGUCUGGCCUGCUUGUUGUUCGAUGGCAGAUGAGGUCGUGCGGGUGGUGGUCUGGCUCAUUUUCCGCGUCGUCACUGGAACACAAGACCUCCAUCCAACACCCAAGCCAGGAAGCAAGCCCUCCAACCCAUAAGCCGCCAUCAACGCACCAUGCCACCCAAGUCACGCUCCUCGCGCAAGCGCAACAAGUUGCCAAAGAAGCCGAUGAAGGAACGGCUGGAAGUCGCCCACCUUCUCGCCCACCAAGAGGAACUGCCACCGGAAGAACCUCAGCAACAGCAGCAACAGCAGCAACAGCAGCAACCGCAGCAACAGCAGCAACCUCUGGUUGAGCUUGGAGGGCACCCCGAGAAGCCAGACGAUAGCGACGACGAGAAAAAGAAGAAGCAGGAAGAAAGGGAGAAGGAAAAGGAGUUCUUGCGGCGCCUGUUACAAGCGCUGACGAACACGCCGAGAGGUGUCAUCGCCAAGAAGGCCAAGGCAGAUCUCCAACGGCUGAUAACACAGCUCCGCAAGGACCUUCCAUCACCUGACCAGAAGCAGGACGAAGGCGACUUCACAGUACUCUCGCUGACUCCCGAGAAGAAAGAGACGCGCUGGCAGCGGUUUUCGUCGACCAUUUGCUGCAAACAGAAGCAAGAUGACGACCAGCAAUACAACGUGCACCCCGUCAGGCGAGCAGUCAACCUGUGGUUCAAACACAAGAGAUGCGCUCUAAUCAUGGCGGUCAUCACGCUUGUGCUGACCAUCCUCUUGUGCAUGGCCAUGGUCGGCAUGGGCUGCUACGUUACCUUCACCUUCGAGCCGUCGGAGGACACCCCGACCACAACAUCCGCAACAACAACAGCAUCCCCGCCCACCACCACCACCUCAACCAACACCACUACCGCAACGACUGUCGGUCCAACUACGUCAACAAACAUCUCAACGACUACGACAACAACAACGGAACUGGUGGACGAGCGCCACAAACUCGCCGAGGACUUCCUCGCCUUCUCCUCCAUCAUUGGCAGCCUUGGCCUGCUGGCUGCGGGUCUUCUCUGGGGCGCAUAUCCUGCGCCAACAACAGACGACGAUGACGACGACGAGGAAGCAAACGGCCACGGCACUAGCAGCGGCGGCGGCGGCAGUGGUGGUGGAGGUGAUGGCGCUGAUGAAGGCGAAGGCAGUGCAGCCCAGCCCUCCAGCGGUGGUGGCGGUGGUGUUGGCGGCGGCCAACGGGGCGCACUCGUUCGGCUUGUGACGUGGCUGUUCGGAUGAGUCGUGUGGUUUUGUCCUUUGCUGAUGCCCCUGUAUCAGCAUUGUGGUGUUUGCUGCUUGCGCAUUGCCUGUUCGCUUGCUUGUGUGCUUUGUGUAAUGUGACUGUUUUCAACAACCUGCCCUUCAACACUCCUGUCAACACGCCAGCUCAUUUAUUCGUGUGAACUGGACAGUUGCAACAAACGUAAAAACACAAACGAACACCA